Messenger RNA from Hibiscus syriacus, 801 nucleotides. RefSeq lists its product as uncharacterized. The transcript has 2 exons. The record is from RefSeq and is a predicted model, not a curated record. Bases 1 to 603 code for a protein of 200 amino acids. NCBI's taxonomy places the organism in Eukaryota, Viridiplantae, Streptophyta, Magnoliopsida, Malvales, Malvaceae.
AUGGUCAGGAUUAUCCUAUGCUUACAUGCCACCACAUAUAUUUAUAUAGGUAUAUCCAUAUGCUCCCUCUUACAAGACCACAUAGUUUCACUGGGUUUUCAGAACUCAGAUCUUACUUUUGUUCUUGUUCUUGUUCCUGCUAUUUCAAGCAACUUGAUGAUCAUGCAAGGGGAUGACUCUAUAUCCAUUGAAUCCUCCAUAGGUGAAAACUCAUCAGAAAACUCCAUUUCUUCAACAUCUUCAUCAGACUUGGUUGAUGAUGCAUCUUCUGCAACAUCAUCAUCCAAUGGACCUCUUUAUGAAUUGUCAGAUCUCAUGGCUCAGCUGCCUCUCAGGAGAGGGCUUUCUAAGCAUUACCAAGGGAAGUCUCAGUCUUUCACAUCAUUAGCAAGGGUGAUGAGCAUAGAGGAUGUUCCAAAGAAAGUGGUCAGAGGAAAGGUGAAACAAUGUAAGAGCCAUGGUUGGGGACUUGAUGGUGGUCAGAGAAGCAAGUCAUGUAGUCCAAAGGCUACCAUAUCAAAGAAGGGUUGCUAUAGUAGAAGCUUUUUCAUGUCUUCUCUAGGUAAGACUAGUAGUAAUAAUGUAGUGAUUAGUGAAAAGUGAAGGAUUAUUGAGGUAUUGCUGUUUGUGGAUUCAAGCGAAAAUGGGAUUUAUCCGUGUAAAGUUAUAUUUGUCAAAGGUUUAAAGAUGAUUUAUAACCUAAUAAGGGGUUUUAAGACUACAGAUUAGUAGUUUAUCAGCAAACCAGAAGCUUAAUUGUGUAAACCCACAUGUGUAUAUGCAUUUGCUCAUGGCAUCCAA